AUGGCUGACGUACCACCUCCUUCACUGUCCGAACUCAUGCGAAUGGUAGCUGAGCUGCAACAAGCUAAUCAACGAGCGGCUGACGAGAACCAAAUAAUGGCUGCUCAAAUUGCCGAACUAAAUCAUGCUCGGAUUGAACACAACGAUGCUCGUCAGGCGGAAGACGAGGAGCAUCAGUCCCAACCGACUCAUGUUUUAGAAACCGCUCGAAACGAAGAGCAGCAGCUCGAAGACGAGAAAGAAGAGUCUGAGGAUGCUGUAGGCCCCUUCACAGAAGAAGUAAUGAACUUCGAACUGCUGAAGAGGUUCACUCUGCCGUUGACCCUCACGCCAUAUGAUGGAUUCGGAGACCCGAGGAAGUUCAUAAAGAAAUUCCGAUCAAUAAUGAUCGUCAAUGGUGCAUCAGAUACAAUUUUAUGUCGUUGUUUUCCGAAUUAUUUAGACGGUCCUGCACUUGAUUGGUUGUGUGCUUUGCCUGCAGGUUCCAUUUCGCGCUUUCAUCAGUUGGCGAAGUUAUUUGAAGAACAUUUCGCCGGAUCUGCAAUAUACUUGCACGACUCCGAUUACCUGAACACUAUCAAGCAAGGACCAAACGAAAGCUUAAAGGACUAUAUGACUCGCUUCACCAAGAUCGCAAUCAGCAUACCAGAUCUCCACCCCGAGGUCCAUCUGCACGCAAUUAAAAGCGGCCUCCGACCCGGGAAGUUCCAGGAGACGAUCGCAGUAGCAAAGCCGAAGACUCUAGCAGAAUUUAGAGAGAAAGCAAAAGGACAAAUUGACAUCGAGGAGCUCAGACAAGCUCGGAAAUCUGACAAGUCACACUUCAGCGAGAGGACAUAA
Messenger RNA from Arachis duranensis, 840 nucleotides. RefSeq lists its product as uncharacterized. The record is from RefSeq and is a predicted model, not a curated record. Lineage: Eukaryota; Viridiplantae; Streptophyta; Magnoliopsida; Fabales; Fabaceae. The coding region runs from base 1 to 840 and encodes 279 amino acids. The transcript has a single exon.